AAUGACUUCAUUAGCUUCUCUAAAAUCUGUCAACAUUUUUAUUACUGGGGCAAACAGAGGGAUUGGUAUUGGAUUGGUAAAGGAAAUCUUAAAACAAGUCAAAGGUGUAAAUAAUUUAUUUGCGGGUUGUCGAAAUCCGGAUGAAGCUAAAGAACUUCAAACUUUAUCCAGUCAAAACCCUUCUGUUAAAAUUGUGAAAAUUGAUGUUUCUUCAGAUGAAAGUAUUCGAGUUGCGGCAGAAAAAAUAGCAAACCAAGUUAAAGACAUUCAUUUGUUAAUAAACAAUGCUGGGAUUUUUGAAAAAGAGAAAGGUUAUUCUAUACACCAACCAAAUCGAGAUAUUUUCCAAAAACAUUUUGAUAUUAAUUCAACUGGGGCAGCUAUAGUUACUUCGAAUUUUUUGCCUCUCCUUUUGACUGCCGCCUCUUCUGGAUUUUCCCCUUUAGUUGUUAAUAUAAGCUCUAUUUUGGGGUGUAUUUCUCGUAUAGUUCCAAUUUCUUCAUUAGAGAACAAAUCUGUUAUUUACGGAAUGAGCAAGGCAGCCCUUAAUUACUACACAAAAGCACUUUCUUUGGAAGAACCCAAACUAAUAACGGUAGCUUUACAUCCUGGCUGGGUUAAAACAGAAAUGGGGGGAGAUAAUGCUCUUUUGUCUAUUGAAGAAGCCUCUUCUGAUAUUGUUAAACGAGUAUGUCUAUUAAAGAAGGAAGAUUCGGGAAAAUUUAUGGAUUCAAAAAUGGAAUUGACGCCUUGA
Molecule: messenger RNA, 754 nt
Organism: Meloidogyne enterolobii
Lineage: Eukaryota; Metazoa; Nematoda; Chromadorea; Rhabditida; Meloidogynidae
Source: the annotation of a GenBank genome assembly